Messenger RNA from Bombus terrestris (buff-tailed bumblebee), 1045 nucleotides. RefSeq lists its product as uncharacterized. The coding region runs from base 33 to 881 and encodes 282 amino acids. The record is from RefSeq and is a predicted model, not a curated record. The transcript has 2 exons. NCBI's taxonomy places the organism in Eukaryota, Metazoa, Arthropoda, Insecta, Hymenoptera, Apidae.
AAUAAAAAAUAAUAGCAAUUUUAUUUUCAGACAUGGGUACAAUUACUAGUUACAACCGAACACCACAACUACCAUGUAUUUCAUCGAUCUUGAUGUACGCACAGUGUCAAAAUAUUUUAACAAACAAGCAAUUACGCAUGAAUUUGAAUUCUAUAUCGAUCAAAUUGGAACAGUUAUCGAAUUUCCCGGCCAAUAUAGUGAUUGAAAACGGUUUCAAGUGGAUAUAUAUGAAAAUUCUUUUCGUAGAUCGUACGAUUGUCACACCAUGCUAUAUUCCAAAUAGAAUCAUGUAUUUCGAAUUUGUUAAGUGUUUCCUCUGUGAGGAAUUUCAACCGAAAGAAUUGGUUAAAUUUCUUACAACAAAAUUUCUUACUGUCCAGGUAAUUGGCAUACGAAUUAUUGAACCCUCAAUUUCUGGCCGACCUGACUAUGAUAAAUCGGUAUCAAAAUCAUCUAAGGCUGUUACGAAAGAGGAAUUUUUACUAGGAAUUGCUAAAUUUGAUAUAUCUGAUCUUUUGAGAGGAUUUUGGGAAGUAAAAUUGACGAAUGACUUGAUUCAUCCUUGCAACAUAUUUGCUGGCAAUAUUGACUAUACAGAUGAUGAGAGAAAGAAAAUUUCGUGGAAGAAUUCACCUCUUACCUCAGAUACUUUUACAUCGUACAGUACAUCGAUAAAAAUUAAAAUUCGUCCAACGUGUGAUUUGCGAAUAAUUCAAAAGAAGAUCAUUCAACAUGAAAAUAUAUUCAAUCGAAUAUUUUUCAAUUUGAACGAUUUAAAAUUGGCUAAUGAUAUUUUGAAAGAUGUAUCUCUUCAUAAUUCCAACUUACUGACCAUUUACGAAUCUUCAAUAGAAAACAAUAAUUUAAAAGUAAAAUUUUGAAGUAUAAUUGUAGUUUGAUUUUUUUACCACUCUUUAUAUAUUUUUCUGUUGUCAUACAUACUUAUCAGUUUUAGUUAGUUGAUAUCGUUUUUUGAUGUUAUUUAUGAUACAGACACAGGGUAUGUUGAAGCAUAUUUUAACGGGUUUCGCUAUAGAAAAUUGUG